Molecule: messenger RNA, 1426 nt
Organism: Euleptes europaea (tarantolino)
Lineage: Eukaryota; Metazoa; Chordata; Lepidosauria; Squamata; Sphaerodactylidae
Gene: TMX3
Product: thioredoxin related transmembrane protein 3
Exons: 14
Coding region: 97-1278 (393 amino acids)
Biological process (GO): peptidyl-cysteine oxidation
Cellular component (GO): endoplasmic reticulum
Molecular function (GO): protein disulfide isomerase activity
Source: RefSeq, a predicted model, not a curated record
GACCGUGAAGAUGACAUUUGGCUUGUAGAUUUUUAUGCCCCUUGGUGUGGUCAUUGCAAGAAACUGGAGCCGAUAUGGAAUGAAGUUGGUAAAGAGAUGAGAAGCAUUGGGUCUCCAGUUAAAGUUGGAAAGAUGGAUGCAACUUCAUAUUCUAGUAUUGCCUCUGAGUUUGGAGUUCGAGGCUAUCCAACAAUUAAGCUGUUGAAGGGUGACUUGGCAUACAACUAUAGAGGAUCUAGGACCAAAGAUGACAUUAUAGAGUUUGCAAACAGAGUAGCGGGGCCUGUUAUCCGACCUCUCCCUAGCCAGCAGAUGUUUGAACAUGUACAGAAGAGGCACCGGGUACUUUUUGUGUAUGUUGGUGGGGAAUCUCCAUUAAAGGAAAAAUACAUAGAAGUUGCUUCCGAACUAAUUGUUUAUACAUACUUUUUUUCUGCCUCAGAAGAGGUACUACCUGAGUAUGUGACUCUCCCUGAAAUGCCAGCUGUUCUAGUUUUUAAAGAUGGAACUUACUUCGUUUAUGAUGAAUAUGAAGAUGGUGACUUAACAUCCUGGAUAAACAGAGAGAGAUUCCAAGGAUAUCUUAAUGUAGAUGGAUUUACACUGUAUGAGCUUGGCGACACAGGCAAACUUGUGGCUAUUGCAGUUAUUGAUGAUAAAAACUUUUCUGCUGAACAUACAAGGUUGAAGUCUAUUAUUCAAGAAGUUGCUAAAGAUUACAGAGAUCACUUUCAUAGGAACUUCCAGUUUGGCCACAUGGAUGGAAAUGAAUACAUUAAUAGUUUACUAAUGGAUGAUUUGAAAAUCCCCACUGUUGUUGUGCUGAACACAUCAAAUCAACAAUAUUUCCUGCCUCAUAAACCCAUUGAGAACUCUGAAGAUAUGGUACAGUUCAUUAACGAGAUCUUGGAAGGUGCCAUAGAAGCACAAGGUGGAGAUGGAAUUCUUCAGAGAAUCAAGAGAAUAAUUUAUGAUGCCAAGUCUACUGUAGGAUCUGUUUUCAAGAGUUCCCCACUUCUGGGCUGCUUUCUCUUCGGCCUGCCACUGGGUGUCAUCAGCAUCAUGUGUUACGGAAUUUGUACGGCUGACACUGACGGAGGUGCAGGGGAAGCUGAGCCGCUGACGGAGGAAACGGCAGGCAGGGAACUGACCGACGAAGGCACCGAAGGCACUGAUGAAGGCACGGAAGAAGAACAAGAGGGGACCAACGAAGAAGCCGUGGAACUUGCGAGCGGAGAGCCAGAACCGAAAACUAUAUUGGAAAAGAAAAUAGACUAAACAGAUAGCCGAAGAGUUUCUCUGUAGAAUUUCAAAAUAGAGACUUAUUUAUUGAAUUCAGCCAUUUACCUGCAACCUUCAGAGAUAAGACUUUUUUUGUCAAGUUUUAUUUGCAUGCUUUCAAAUAGCUUGGCUGUGAGAAGGAAUG